AUGGUGAUCAGGCUGGUUCCACCAGGCUAGGUUAUACCCUGGACAUUAUAUGGUGAUCAGGCUGGUUCCACCAGGCUAGGUUAUACCCUGGACAUUAUAUGUUGAACAGGCUGGUUCUACCAGGCUAGGUUAGACCCUGGACAUUAUAUGGUGAACAGGCUGGUUCCUCCAGGCUAGGUUAGACCCUGGACAUUAUAUGGUGAUCAGGCUGAUCCACCAGGCUAGGUUAUACCCUGGACAUUAUAUGGUGAUCAGGCGGGUUCCACCAGGCUAGGUUAUACCCUGGACAUUAUAUGGUGAUCAGGCUGGUUCCACCAGGCUAGGUUAUACCCUGGACAUUAUAUGGUGAUCAGGCUGGUUCCACCAGGCUAGGUUAGACCCUGGACAUUAUAUGGUGAUCAGGCUGGUUCCACCAGGCUAGGUUAGACCCUGGACAUUACAUGGUGAACACAGUGACCAGGCUAGGUUAUACCCUGGACAUUAUAUGGUGAACACAGUGAUGGCGUGUCCUUUCCAUAGGAGUCUAGGGAGACUCUGGCUGUAACUCAGGUCACUAUCAGAGGCCUCAUGAUGGCGUGUCCUUUCCAUAGGAGUCUAGGGAGACUCUGGCUGUAACUCAGGUCACUAUCAGAGGCCUCAUGAUGGCGUGUCCUUUCCAUAGGAGUCUAGGGAGACUCUGGCUGUAACUCAGGUCACUAUCAGAGGCCUCAUGAUGGCGUGUCCUUUCCAUAGGAGUCUAGGGAGACUCUGGCUGUAACUCAGGUCACUAUCAGAGGCCUCAUGAGGGCGUGUCCUUUCCAUAGGAGUCAAGUGAGACUCUGGCAACAUCAACGGAGGAGGAGUCACAAGGUUACUUGUGUCACAUGACACACUUGUAUUCUGAGGUGUUGCCUGACAAGCUGUGGAAAUAGCAAGUGAACAAUGGCGUGAUUUGGACUUGGAGCUUGACGAAAGGGGGGCAUGAUUUACACUUGGAGCUUGACGAAAGGGGGGCAUGAUUUACACUUGGAGCUUGACGAAAGGGGGCAUGAUUUACACUUGGAGCUUGACGAAAGAGGGCAUGAUUUACACUUGGAGCUUGACGAAAGGGGGGCAUGAUUUACACUUGGAGCUUGACGAAAGGGGGGCAUGAUUUACACUUGGAGCUUGACGAAAGGGGGCAUGAUUUACACUUGGAGCUUGACGAAAGAGGGCAUGAUUUACACUUGGAGCUUGACGAAAGGGGGCAUGAUUUACACUUGGAGCUUGACGAAAGGGGGCAUGAUUUACACUUGGAGCUUGGCGAAAGGGGGGCAUGAUUUACACUUGGAGCUUGACGAAAGGGGGCAUGAUUUACUGACAUAACUAUAAUCUAAAUCCAACUUUAAUUUACUCAUUGUGACACACUGAGGUUCUAAACUCUGUUUUAGACCAUACUGACUUUAUAACCAAAAUGAUCCCAUUUACACUUUUGUAGUCAAUUUUGACACGAUAAUAAAUGUUUCUGACUCAUAUCGAUGCCACAGGCCAUUUUUCAAAGGGAUUUUUUUUUAAGAGGCCAGUCAUUCUUUAAUGCUUGUUUGUACUUCCUCAAUUUUUUAUCUCGUGUGGGCCCAAAGGUGAACUUGACUCGUUUUAAAUCGGCAGGACACUUAUUUUACACAUGGGUUUCCCAGCCUAUAAAUCACAGUGUGAUCAGCAUCCUCUAUCUCACACAAUGAUAUGGUGAUGAAUUGUGACAGGAUGACACACAGUAGAGAUUUCAAAUGAGAGGAGAGGGAAGUGAUGAUCUUUCUCGGGACAGAGUGACUGAAUACAGGCGUACGGGUGUUUCAGCAGUCUUUUACAGCGACAUAACGAUGACGGUCUCCUACACCCUGGAAGUGGCGGAUGCUAAGUUUGGAGGGUUUUCCAAGCUGCUCUUCAGGUGGAGGGGAAGCAUCUACAAGCUGCUGUAUAAAGAGUCCCUGGUGUUCUGUCUGAUGUACAGCUUCUUCAGUGUUUUCUACAGAUUCUUCCUCACUGAGAAACAACAGCUGUUGUUUGAAAAUGUAGCCCUCUACUGUGACCAGUUUACCAACUAUAUCCCAAUGUCCUUUGUGCUGGGUUUCUAUGUGACCCUGGCGUUCAACCGUUGGUGGGGUCAGUACACCAGCUUCCCCCUGCCUGAUAACCUGAUGAUGGUGGUGUCAGGGAACGUCCACGGGGUCGACGAGAGGGGCCGGCUGCUCCGACGCACACUCAUGAGAUAUGCUAACCUCUCCUCUGUCCUCAUCCUGCGAUCCAUCAGCACCAGAGUACGCAGACGCUUCCCAACCCUGGAGCAGGUGGUAGAUGCAGGAUUUAUGACACCGCUGGAGCAUCAACAGCUGGAUGGUCUGAACUCUGACUUCAACAAGUACUGGAUGCCUCUGACGUGGUUCACUAACCUGGCAUCACAGGCCAGGCAGGAGGGUCGGGUCAGAGACGACGUCGCUCUGCGACUCCUCAUGGACGAGCUGAAUAACUACAGAGGCAAGUGCAGCCUGCUGUUUCACUAUGACUGGAUCAGCAUUCCUCUGGUCUACACUCAGUUCCUGAACCCUGAGAAGGGGUAUAAAGGUCACCAGCUGGACUUGUACGUCCCCGUCUUCACCCUGCUUCAGUUUUUCUUCUAUGCAGGCUGGCUCAAGGUGGGGGAACUGAUCAUCAAUCCCUUCGGAGAGGACGAUGACGACUUUGAAACCAACCAACUAAUCGACCGGAAUAUUCAGGUGUCCAUGCUGGCUGUAGAUGACAUGUACCAGAACCUGCCCCCAACAGAGAAGGACAAGUUCUGGGUAGAAAGAUACUUAUCUGUCCCCUACUCUACUGCUGCUGAGACCCUCAGACCUACCUUCAUGGGCUCAACAUAUGACAUAAGCUUUGAAUCUGGUCCGGCCGUCUCCAUGCCCUUCGUCUAUAAGGAUGAGUGCGGUGAUGUGGACAGGAAGGUGAAGGAUGUGUCUUUAGUGAGAGACAGACAGCUGAAGGCGUCUCAUCUGCAGACAGAACGAGGGGAGGGGCAGUUCAAGGUGGCUGUGGAACUCAUCCAAGCCAAUGACAAUGAGCAGAGCUCUUGUUGAAAGAUCUGGGCAACUUGUUUAUGGGUUUAUUUUUUGGGAUAAUUCCUGCAUUUUCCAUGCACCUGUGUGUCAAUGAUUGUGUGAAAUGUCUUCUACAAUCAUGUUUAGAUUGUUUGUAAUUCUGGUUAUUAAAAAAUGAUUUUGAAAAACAUUCAUUCUUUUUUAAAAGAAUAUAAAAACCAUUAAAUAAAACAGCUGUGACAGUGAUGCAUGACUUUUACAUUUGAAGCCUGAUUCCGUCGAUAUAACAUUGUAGAUGGAUUUCACGAACUAAAUUAUAGUUUAUCUGCAUAAAUUAAUAUACUGUAGGUAGUGAACGAAUCUGCCAAGACUGACAUACGUAUGUAAGGAAUAAAGGUGUGAUUGUUUUUUCA
Salvelinus fontinalis (brook trout) is the source of this 3457-nucleotide messenger RNA. RefSeq names its product bestrophin 4 (gene best4). The transcript is spliced from 10 exons. Gene Ontology annotation, molecular function: chloride channel activity. NCBI's taxonomy places the organism in Eukaryota, Metazoa, Chordata, Actinopteri, Salmoniformes, Salmonidae. Bases 1746 to 3083 code for a protein of 445 amino acids. The record is from RefSeq and is a predicted model, not a curated record.